CCUAUAUAGUUUAGUCGUCAUUAACCGGCUCUAAAGUUAACAUCAGUCUGUACUGUGUCUGACGCCUUUCUUAAUUAUUUAAAAUUAUAAUUUUCAUAUAUAAAUACGUGGUGUUUUCAUUGCAUUAUUUGAAAUGUAUUCAAUCCUGAAUUCGGCAAAAGUUAGUAUCGUAGUGUCGUGUAAUAUUUAUCCAGCAUUAUACAGGAAUCGACACAUAUGUGACUGAAAGUUGCGGUAGUGCUGGUUGUUAUUACGAUAAUAUUACUUACGAGUAUUGUUAAAAAAAUUUUAAUAUUUUUUUAUUUUCUGUUAAUUUUAUAGUUGUAAAAAGUAACAGAUUAUCGUUUCAGUCAUAUUAUUUUCUUGAACAUUUAUAUUUUUUUCUGGUGUAUAAUCAAUCUCAAGUACUCAGUGAAUCAAAUUUUUUUGGAUUAUAUAAAAAAAACAAAUUUUGCAAUAUACUUUCAUCAAUGUGGGAAAACGAAGGCUUCAGUACGAUGGAAGAACCGCUGGGCACUGUAGUGUCGGACGAUGUUUGGAAAAAGUUCGAGUUGGAUGCACCUGUACUUACAGACAGCAAUCAUCGCGAACGUUUAUUUGAGGAUUGUAGUGCCGAAUCAAGUGACAACAAAAAUUGUUUAGAUUACCCAGAAAUCCGUCAUCAUGACUGCAUGUGGGCAGGAUUGUGUAUAAGUAAAGAACACAAUAAAAUACUAUCCACCAAAAAAGAUAAAAGUUUUGCACACAAAAUAGUGACGGCUAAUCGAAGUUUAUUGAUAUCGAAAACUUCAUCUGCUUCAACAUUUCAUCAAACACAAGAGCAAUUUCCUACAAAAAAUCAGCAUCCACAAAGAAUUGACAAUUUAGAAAGUGAUGGUGAUUCAACACGUCCGGAAACGUCCCAAAGUUCUUCCGAGUCUGACACAGACAGUGAACAUGAUGUACCAAUAUUUAAGCACGAUCAGUUUAGCAUUAAUGACAAAUUGAUUGAGUGUAUGUCAGCACCUGUGAGCGAGGUCACUGGACAGUGCGUCAGAAGUUCAUCGAAUAUAAAGGUUGAGGUCAAUGAAACAGAUGACAAUGAAACAGAUGACAAUGACAAUUCUAUUGAUAUUAGAACUAAUGUCAAUACAUCGAAACAAACAGAGAUUAGUAAUACCCUCAAUGAUCACUGUUAUUACAUAAAUCAUCAAAAUAGUAAAAAAGUAGAUUAUUUAGGUGUCCAAACACCAUCUGAUUCUGAUGAAGAAAUUGAUGUUGUUACGUUCGAGAAGCCAGCAGCUUUACCUACUCUUCCAAGUACAGUAGAUCACAAAGUCUUUCAGUCAACAGUGAAUACUGUUCUGAAUGACAAACCUGUGCCAAGACCACGAGGUAGACCACCGAAUGUCAAUCGUAAACGUCCGGCACAAAGUCAGGCACAAGAGCAAAGACCCGCAAAACGGAUAGCAGUGCAAAGAUCGUGUCAAAAGAAACCUCUGAAAGUAUCCAAAAAUAGCCCUCUACCCUCAACAUCUACAGAUAUAGUGAAGUAUACACCACCAUCGAUAGGUACCUCUGAUGACGAUGAACCUGACACUGAUAAAAGAAAUCUUCAUAACAACAUGGAACGGCAAAGAAGAAUAGAACUGAGAAAUGCAUUUGAUGAUUUAAGAUGUUUAGUACCAGAGCUUAAAAUUAAAGAAAAAGCACCAAAAGUUGCAAUUUUACGUCAAGGAGGGAAAUUUUGUAUUAAAAUAAGAGAACUCGAAGAAGAAUUGAUUGCAGAAAAAAUAGAGUUGAAAAAACGUCAAGACAAAUUACGGACAAAAUUAAGUUAUUUAAGAAGAUGUUUAGCAAAGAAACGUUAAAAAUUUAGUACUGUAAAAUAUUUUCAAUGGUUGAUAAAUAUCUAUAACGAUAAAUAUUUAAAUUAAUUACUUGGUAUUUAUAGUAGUUAACAUCAAUUUAAAAUUUUGAUAGAAAAGUAGGGUUGAAAGAAUUUAAAAACUUUCAUAUCCGAUCUUAGUUCUUUGGUACUUUACUGGUUUUUGGUAACUUUUUAAAUCUUAUCAUAAAGUUUUUAAAUAUAAAAGAACCGAUAACAAAUACGCUUUUGAAAUAUAAUUUUUUUUAAAUUUAUAAAAUAGUAAUAACGAUUCUGAUAAUUUUUCUUGGAAUUGUUAUACUAUAUUUUUAAACUCAGGGAUCCAAAGACUCUAUUAAUGAAAGCGAGCUCGGAUCAACGAUUAAUUGGCUAUCAUUGUUAACAUAAGUAACUUUUGGUAUACGAGCAUUUAUUGUGGUUGUACAGUGUAAAAAUAUUCUAUUUAGAUGAGUGUUUUAAAUUGAUAGGUAGUUUUUUUGUCGUAACUAUCAAUUUUUCAGGUCUGUUAUAACUUAAUAAUAAUGAAUAGCUCAAAAUUGGGGGUUUAUAUGCCACAUAUAAUUAAGAUCAUAAAACUAAUUUACAACUUAGUAAGAUAAAUCUCAAUUUAUGUCCUCCAAUUGAUAAAAAAUGUUAUUUAGAUUUUUACAAACCUUUUAUAAUCCAAAAAUUAUAAGAAUAUAAUUAUUUGCGACUGAUUUGAAGUAUGAAAUGUUUACUUUUUUUUAUUAAUAAUUAAAAAGGGACACUUUGUAAAACCCCAAUAUAUGAAACGAUUAAUUAUAUUUAUAGUUAAAAAUAAAAUGUGGUUGAGCCACCUUUUAUAAUAGUUAGAUAUUUCAUACAUUUUUGUUUUCUUUUUCUGUUUAUUCAUUAAACGACAGUCGCUGUGCGAUGUUGUGGCAGCGAAUGGUAGUUAGAUAUUGACAGGCUAGCCAAUAAUAUAUAUUUUAUAUGAAACAAAAUACUACGCUUUGAAUAUCAGAAUUUAUUUUUUUCUAUAAAUGGAAAUGAAUGAAAAAAGAAAGUGGUCAAAGAGUUUUUAAAAAGUAAACUCAACAAUGAGUUAAUUUUUGUCUUGUUAAUCUCGGUCUCUUGUUAUUAAUUUUUUUUAUUUUUUAUAUACUAUAUAUAUAUAUGUAUAUAUAUA
This is a messenger RNA of Microplitis mediator, 3017 nucleotides long. It is a transcript of the gene Myc, whose product is annotated as transcriptional regulator Myc-B. The record is from RefSeq and is a predicted model, not a curated record. The transcript has 3 exons. NCBI's taxonomy places the organism in Eukaryota, Metazoa, Arthropoda, Insecta, Hymenoptera, Braconidae. Bases 471 to 1850 code for a protein of 459 amino acids. Gene Ontology annotation, molecular function: protein dimerization activity; RNA polymerase II cis-regulatory region sequence-specific DNA binding; DNA-binding transcription factor activity, RNA polymerase II-specific. Gene Ontology annotation, biological process: regulation of transcription by RNA polymerase II.